Plenodomus lingam JN3 is the source of this 3864-nucleotide messenger RNA. The record is from RefSeq and is a predicted model, not a curated record. NCBI's taxonomy places the organism in Eukaryota, Fungi, Ascomycota, Dothideomycetes, Pleosporales, Leptosphaeriaceae.
AUGGCGACUACAGUAGGAGCAACGGUGACUGGUGUGGCCGAGGAAGAGGUCAAGCAGAUCGCAGUUGGCCUCAGUGAACAAGAGAAGGAAAUCAUGGACAGACAGACGGCCGCUCCCAAUCUCACAGUCGGCUACUUUUCUCUGUUUCGAUAUGCCAGCCGAAAGGACAUGGUCAUCAUGAUCCUUUCCUUGAUUGCCAGUAUCGCAGCCGGUGCAGUCAUGCCCCUCAUGACCCUCGUCUACGGCAAUUUCGCAGGCAGUUUUACCAGCUUCUCAGUCGACGCCACCGCAGCUGCCAAAUUCCGGCAUCAGAUCAACACGUAUACGUUGUACUUUGUUUAUCUUGGUAUUGGAUCUUUCGUCACCUCCUACGUCAGCAUCAUCGGCUUUUCCUACACGGGCGAACGCAUCACCCAGCAGAUUCGGGAGCUUUAUUUGCGUGCAAUCUUCAGGCAGAAUAUUGCCUUUUUCGACUUUCUUGGAUCGGGAGAGAUUACGACACGGAUCAGUUCCGACAUGAACCUGGUCCAGGAUGGAAUCGGGCAAAAGAUUGGUCUUUUCGUCACGGGCGUGUCCAUGUUCGUUUCCGCCCUCAUCGUCGGCUUCGUUCGCUCAUGGAAGCUGUCUCUGAUCAUGCUGGCGGCUACGUUUGCCCUCAUUCUCAUGAUGGGUGUCAACGGCGCGCUCAUGAGGAAGGCACAGACAUUGUCGAUUGAUGAGUACGCCACCGCUGCAUCGUUGGCAGAGGAAGUCUUGGCAUCAGCACGCAAUGUUGCCGCUUUCGGUACCCAGAAGCGUCUGGAACUAAAAUACAAGGACUUUGUGGAUCGCGCGUCCAAGUUGGACUACAAGGCCAAGUUCUGGCUGUCCAUGAUGAUUGCAGGAAUGAUGUGCAUCCUCAAUCUGCAGUAUGCCCUGGCUUUCUGGCAAGGCAAGCGGUUUCUUGACAAGGGCGAGCUCGGUGUAUCAGAAAUUCUGACUGUCGUCAUGGCUUUGAUGAUUGCUGGCUUCUCCAUUGGACAGAAUCUCCCACACAUUCAAGCAUUUGGCGGAGCCACCGCAGCUGCCACAAAGGUAUUCAACACCAUCGAGCGCCAGUCACCAAUCGACCCUGAGACCGAUCAGGGCGAAAUCCCUGGAAACUUUGUCGGCAACAUCGAGUUCAAGAACAUCAAGCACAUCUACCCAUCUCGACCGGAUACCGUCGUGCUUUCGGACUUUAACCUCAAUGUGCCCAGCGGGAAGAUGGUCGCUCUUGUUGGUGCCUCAGGCUCCGGCAAGAGUACCAUUGUCGGACUUUUGGAGCGAUUCUACCUGCCCAUGGAAGGGCAAAUCUACCUAGAUGGCAAAGACAUUACCACCCUGAAUUUGAGGUGGCUGCGCCAACACAUGGCCAUUGUCAGCCAGGAACCAGUGCUCUUCAGCACAACCAUCUACGAGAGUAUAGUACAUGGCUUGGUCAACACCGAACAUGCCAACGUCUCCGAGGAAAAGAAGAUGGAGCUGAUUGAGAAGGCUGCGAAGAUUGCCAACGCGCAUGAUUUCAUCAACGAGCUGCCUGAGAAGUACCAGACCAAGGUUGGAGAACGGGGUAACUUGCUAUCUGGAGGACAAAAGCAGCGUAUUGCCAUUGCUCGUGCCAUUGUCUCAGAUCCCAAGAUUCUUCUACUUGAUGAGGCUACCGCUGCUCUCGACACUAAAUCCGAGACUGCUGUACAAGAGGCGCUUGACCGCGCAUCACAGGGUCGGACAACCAUUGUCAUUGCCCAUCGACUGUCUACUAUCAAAAAUGCUGACAAUAUCGUUGUAAUGGCCUCCGGCCGCAUAGUCGAACAGGGAACUCAUUCAGAGCUCAUCAGCCUGAACUCUGUCUAUGCUAGCCUUGUCCAAGCACAAGAGCUGACCACCCAGAACAGGCCUAUGAAAUCAGAGGUGGCCGCUGGAGAUGUCGAGAAGCAACACUUUAUCGAAACCGAGGCAGAUAGAAGACUUGCCCUGACCCGGACUACGACUUCUGCACCAUCACAGUUUGCCCCCAAGGAGGACGACAAAGAGAAAAAGUACGGGACGUGGGAGCUCGUCAAGUUUAGCUGGGAGAUGAACAGAGGCCAACAUAUAAUCAUGACCAUCGGUCUCGUCUUCAGUUUCCUGGCCGGCUGUAACCCAGCUAUCCAGGCCAUCUUCCUUGGUAACGCGAUCAACUCACUGUUGUCUCCUGGUACAUCGCUGGGCAGUUUGAAUGUCGGCUUCUGGUGCUGGAUGUUCCUCAUGCUCGGACUUGUUAUUGGUAUAUUCUACUACGUGCAAGGCAUGACUCUAUCACAAGGGUCUGCCCGUCUGAUUGGCAAUGUCCGACUACGCGCAUUCGGUGCCAUGCUUCGACAAGACAUGGAGUUCUUCGACGGUGACACAGUGACUUCGGGUGCGUUGUCCAACUUUCUGUCCUCGGAAGCGAACCGGCUCGCUGGCCUCAGUGGCUCCACGCUUGGAACCAUUGUCAGCGCUGCAUCCUCCAUUGUGGUGGCCGUCAUCGUCGCCUGUGCGUUUGGGUGGAAGCUUGCACUCGUGUGUUCGGCGACUAUACCUCUAGUCAUAGGCUGUGGUUACUUUCGCUUUUACGCCCUCAUUCGCAUGGAGAAGCGCACAAAGGAGACCUCUGCUGCCGCAUCAUUCGCGUGUGAAGCUGCAUCGUCGAUUCGCACUGUUGCCUCCCUAUCCCUUGAAAACCACCUGUUGUCCGAAUACCACACGAAGCUCGAUGAGCAGGCUCAGGGCAACAUCAAGUUUACCAACGUGUCAGCUGCUUUGUAUGCAACAUCACAGGGCCUGAACAUGUUCAUCUUCGCCCUGGUCUUCUGGUAUGGCGGUGGUCUCUUGUACGAUCAGGAGUAUACCGUCUUGCAAUUCUUCAUCGUCUACUCUGCCGUCAUCAACGGUGCUCAGUCGGCCGGUAGCAUCUUCUCCUUUGCGCCUGACAUGGGCGAGGCGAAAGAUGCGGCCAAGCUGCUCAAAACCUUUUUGAACCGCAUCCCCAAGAUUGAUCAUUGGUCGUCCGAGGGAAAGAAGAUUGACACACUCGAUGGCCGCGUCGAGCUACAAAAUGUCCGCUUUACCUACCCGGGACGGCCAGAUCACCGCGUCUUGCGUGGAAUCAACCUGAUUGCCGAACCUGGGCAGUUCAUCGCCCUGGUCGGUGCCAGUGGAUCAGGCAAGAGCACCGUCAUGCAGCUGCUCGAACGCUUCUACGACGCCACCGAUGGCUCCGUCUUCGUCGACGGCGUCAACAUCAAAGACUACAACCUGCAAGCCUACCGCGCCCAACUCGCAAUCGUCAGCCAAGAAACCACCCUCUACACCGGCACCAUCAAGGAAAACAUCAUGGCCGACAAGGAAGACGUCAGCGACGAAGCCAUCAUCCAGGCCUGCAAAGAUGCAAACAUUUAUGAAUUCAUAACCUCCCUCCCCUCCUCCUUCAACACCCUCGUCGGCGCAAAAGGCGCCCUCCUCUCCGGCGGCCAACGCCAACGUCUCGCAAUCGCCCGCGCCCUCCUGCGCAACCCCAAAAUCCUGCUCCUCGACGAAGCCACAUCGGCGCUUGACUCUGGCUCCGAGCGCGUCGUGCAGGCUGCUCUUGAUGCCGCGGCCAUGGGCCGCACGACGAUUGCGAUUGCGCAUCGCUUGAGCACGAUUCAGCAUGCCGAUUGCAUUUAUGUGUUUGAUCAGGGGCGGGUGGUGGAGUUUGGGCGGCAUGAGGAGUUGGUGGCGAGGCGGGGGGUGUAUAGUAUUAGCGCUGGUUUUUUAAUCUCCUCUUUUGUUAGAGAGAAAGGAUACGAGGACGAGGACGAGGAGGCAGACGAGGAAUAA